UUAAGUAAGUUAUCCACAUCUGAAGGUAUUCUUCUAGCUCGAAGCCAUCGUUUUGUUUAUUUUACACCAAGUCUAAAUCUUACUGCAAAAUUGUAGCAUCGCACAAAUUUGAAUGCUUUGAAGUGAAGAGAAAAAAGUCGAUGAAAAUUUUCGAUCAAUAGAUCAGUUUGACCUUUUACAUCGGUGACAUGUGUGGGAUACUAUACUCCAUUCAAGAUCAAACUUCUCAAAUUGACCAUCCAUCGGUUUUUGGAAAUGAAAUUUCGGAAGAAAAUGGUGUGAGUUUCUACGAGACAGAUGAUACCGAAAAGAUCAAAUCUUUAUUGAUUCAACCUCAACUUGACAAUGACUUGAUCUUGACCAAAAGUGACCAAAUGAAAUUAGAUAACUUAGAAAGACUUAGGACAUUGAACGAAAAACUAAUAAGCUUGAAUAAUACAAUCAAAAAAAAGCUUGACGAUGAUAAGUUAAAACAAAAACUUGAGAUUGAACACCAAAUUGACCAGAUAGUCAAUCACCCUAUUCACGAUGACGAGCUUUUGAAUCAAGACUACAAUCUUUGGAAUGAUUUAAUAUCAAGAAUUGCGUGUAGGGGACCUGAUUAUAUUCAAUAUCAGCAAUUUUGUCAUCAUGAUAAGAACAUCCAGUUAUUCUCCUCGAUUUUAUCAUUAAGACAACCAUUUAAUAAACAACCCACUGAAACUGAUGAUUUCAUACUACAGUUCAAUGGUGAACUCUACAAUGAAGAGUGCUUGAAUACUAAUGAUACAGAUUUUAUUAUUCAUUUAUUGUCUAAGAAUUUGAAUGCAUGUAAUACUCGAAAACUGGCUGUUUUGAAAACUAUCGCCGAGCUAAAUGGUGAAUUUGCAUUCGUUUUAACUGAUAAAAUCGAAAAUAAAGUUUACUUUGGGAAAGAUUAUAUAGGCAAAAGAGCACUUUUAUAUUCCAUGGUAGAUUCCAGAUUAAUCAUUAGUUCUUUACCUCCAGCUGACCAUUCGAGACAGAACUACAUCGAAUGCAAAAGUAGUCAGUUAUAUCAGUUAGACAUGACUAGCUUCAAGUUGGAUACCGUUGAAUAUGAAUCUAUAUGGAGUGAGUUUGGUUCUGAUCAAAGAAUCAGCUUCGACCCGUUGGUUUAUAACUCCUCAAUUGCCAAUGUUUCUUCUAAGAUUGAAAAUUUAUAUAAAGUAUUGAACAAUGCAUGUCUAAAACGUCAAAAUACUAUACAUCCUUUGCAUGAAACCCAAGGUUCUCAAUUAGGUAUACUAUUCAGUGGUGGGUUAGAUUGUACGGUUAUUGCGGCGAUGAUAAGUGAUAAUAUAAUUCAGAAUGGCAAUAGAGGAUACAUUGAUUUAAUGACUAUCGGAUUUGACAAUCCAAGGACUAAUAUGAAGGCCAGCGAAUCCCCAGACCGUAAAUUGAGUAAAAAAUCAUGGUUCAAUCUCCUGAAGAAAUACAAUAAUGAACUGUUUAAAAUUAGAUUGGUUGAAAUCAAUGUCGAAUAUAGGGAAUGGUUAAUUCAUAAGAAAAGAGUUGAAAAAUUAAUAUAUCCUGCAAAUACAGAAAUGGAUUUGUCAAUUGCAAUUGCCUUCUGUUUAGCCAGUAGAUGCUCUAAUGAUUUCAAAAUCGAAUUGAAUGACGAAAUUCCGAAAAACUUGGAUUUUAAUGAAUAUAUGGAAGAUGAGUCAAUUUAUUCAACUUUUGAUUCGAAUUAUGCUUCUAAUGCAAAAGUAUUAUUUUCUGGGUUAGGAGCAGAUGAAUUAUUUGCGGGAUAUUCAAGACAUGAAUCGAUAUUUAACGAUAUUAAUAUUGACGCUUCUGAUAGCAUUUUACUGAAAAAGUACCAAGAAUUAUCAGAAUCGUUAAUUUAUGAUAUUCAAGUCAUUUAUAACCGUAAUUUAGGUCGCGAUGAUCGAGCUAUAUCAUCUUGGGGUAAAGAAUUAAGAUAUCCAUACUUAGACAACAAGGUUAUCAACCAUGUUAUAAACGACAUCGAACCCAAUCUUAAGUUAAAAUACGAAUGGCAGUUGAAAACCACAAAGAAAGAUAAAGUUGGUAAACAAGUAAAAACUUAUGUGAGAAAAUGGAUUCUUAGAGAAUUGGCAGAAUUCAUGGGGCUUUCAUGGGUCAAAGAUGAAAUGAAAAGAGCAAUCCAAUUCGGUGCUAAAAGUGCCAAAUUAGAAAUCGGUCAAAGUAAAACAAAAGGAACGGAUAAUUUAUAGAGUGUAUUAGAAUAUAAAU
Hyphopichia burtonii NRRL Y-1933 is the source of this 2241-nucleotide messenger RNA. Its product is annotated as putative asparagine synthase. The transcript has a single exon. NCBI's taxonomy places the organism in Eukaryota, Fungi, Ascomycota, Pichiomycetes, Serinales, Debaryomycetaceae. Bases 189 to 2222 code for a protein of 677 amino acids. The record is from RefSeq and is a predicted model, not a curated record. Gene Ontology annotation, molecular function: asparagine synthase (glutamine-hydrolyzing) activity.